CGUUUUGUGACUAUGUGGACAUCAUGGGUGCUUUCUUGUUGGCAACCAGUCCCAUCUUGAAGGCGGUCAUCGGCCGCGGUGGUUGGCGAGGGCCGGAGAUGCGUAGUGAGGUGGUGGAGGCGGAGUGUAGGCAUGUCUAAUGGGACCAGUAAGCCUGGAUAUAUGAAUAGUUUUUUGUCAUUCAUUGAGAAUCAGGAGCCAGGUGAAAAACCUGCUGAAAUGACUGAGCCUCAGCCAGAAGUGAACACUACUUCAGAAGCUGAUGAAGUUGACACUGAAACUGAAGGUAGUGACAGAAAACCAGAUGUUAUAGUAAAGGAAGAAAAUGUUGAAAUCAAAACAGAAGUUUUUGCAACCUCUAUAGAGUUUGAUCCCCCAGACGAGGACGUCACACCAACUGAUCAUACUCCAGCUGACCUUUCUCCCGUUCAUCUCCCAUCUACUACUGACAUGUCUCAUACAGAAUAUCCAUUAAAUACAGACUUGAGUGAAAAGCCUUCUAUUACUGAUGGGGAAAAUACCAACAGUUCAGAAGCAACAAACAAUAGUGAGGGUGGAGAGAGACUAAGAGGUGGCAGACGGAAUGUUGCACGUAGAGGUCGUCGGCGCAGUUCUGCAGCAGGUGGAGGCAGUCCAAACUCUCGUGAAGGAGCCCCACAAAGAGAAAAUUUACGAAGAACAUCGCGUAAUGUUCAGCGUUAUGGUCACAUCGAUGCAGAAUCGGAUGGAUUGGCCGACUCUGAUCCAGAUUAUCACUUAAGUGACUCGGACGAUGACCCAGAUUUUAAUCCUAUCAACAAAAAGCCUGUUCCAUUAAGUGACGAAGAAGAAUUUCGGCCUCGUAGAGGACGUGGACGAGGAAGAGGAUCAGGGGGACAUAGAGGCGUAUUCAUUUCUCCAGGUCGGGGUGGUUCUGGUAGAGGUGGAGUCAAGCGGACCUUAGAUAGCAAUUCCAGCAAAGAUGACUCUUCUAAUAAUGCUGACAAACUCUUGUCCACCUCUGGUGGCACCCCACCUGCUCCUAAGAGGCGUGGUCGGCCCCCAUCAUAUCAGGCAUCAACAGUAGUCAGUGCCAGUGGCGGUGGCAGUGGUGGAAGCGUUGGCAGUGGCGUUGGCGAUGGUGGUGGCGUCAGCAGUGGUGUUAGCGGAAGCGUCGGUGGUGGCGAGGGUGGUAGUGAUGGUGGGGGAGACAACACAGUUUCAAGUACGGAUGAUAAGAAAUCAUCAUCCAAGCUGAGCUCUGCGUACAACUAUGCCGGUGGUCGAGUCCAGCGCCAAGUCCAGGCAAUCCGGCUGCCAGAGGGGCCUCAGCUUACAGCUGAACAGCUUGAAAUGGUUGAAUCUCAGUUCAAGAGUGGUGAUUUUGUCAUGGCAAAAAAGGAUAUGGACAUGAUGGAACAUCCGCCAAUCUGGAGGAUUGAUGGAAAAUCACUUCUGCAGAAGUUCCAGGCCUUUGAAAAGGAUGGCAAGACACUGUACAGGAACAUAUCAACUUAUUCGGGAUGGACAUCUCAGGCGAAGGCCCUUUAUGUUGGAGUCCGUGUCACAUUUGUGUUCCAGUCUCGGUAUGACACUGUGGUGGAGUUGGUUGGAGUUCGAAAUGCAGAUGACGAACCUGAGAAACGAAAGGAGGAUGAUGAACCGUCAUGGAGUGCUGUCAAGUAUCAACAUCCCCAAGACUUUGAGAUUUCUGAAGAAUUACGGUCACACAUGCCAAGCUUUGAGAUUUACCUCCAAACUCUUAUAUCACAGGCACUAGACAACAACUUCUUAAUGGAAAUUUAUGAAGAAAGUGAUGAUUACUUUGUGGAAAGAGUUAAAGUAAUAGAUGAGCUUGCUGAGCAGAGGAAGAAGAAAAUACUGGAGAUUGUGCACUGGAAUGACCAAUUCCGGAAAUCAUUAGAUACAUGGCCGUGCAUCAAUGUGAUGCUUACUAAAAAUGCUGACACGUGCCAAGCUUGCUCGAAUAACCCCGCCUCAAAACUUUCACAACUCUAUGGUCAGCCCUAUGAUCAACAGACUCUUCGUUCAAGAGAACCAUUGCAAGCAGAGAUUAACGCCAAGAAUUUUGAAGUGUGUGAUCGCUGCUCGAACAUCUCUCAGAUGUACAAUAAGGUAUCCCAUCAAAAAUAUGACUAUUAUUCCCAGUGCAAGUCAACAGUUACAAACAUGAGAGUUACUCACCCCAGUAAGCACACAACUACAAUUCUUCGAGACUUGCUCGCCAACGACCACUGGAUCAUGGGGCUCUUCCGUUCUAUGUGUACAACGUGGAUCAAAGUAGACAGAUUGUUCCAAGAUGAAGCUGAAAGUCUCAAGAAAAAUGAAAAUGAGAACGAGAAUGAGAACGAGAACGAGAAUGAGAACGAGAACGAGAAUGAGAACGAGAACGAGAACGAGAACGAGAAUGAGAAUGAGAAUGAAAAUGAGAAUGAAAAUGAAAACGAAAAUGAGAACGAAAAUAAAAAUGAAGCAACGUGAUUGACAGUUUGAAGUGUGAAAAUGCAGACUCGACCAUACUGUAUGGAUAAUGCUGAAUUCAAGAGAAUUACAUCAGAAUGUUCAAUAUAGUAAAUAGUUGAAAAGAAUAAUGUUAAUGAUUUGGUGACUUGGCGAAAAGUGAACGUAGAGGAAAUAUAAAUAACCUCUGUUGCAUGGAAGGUAGUAUUGUGAGAGGUAAAUAUAGACGAUGGUGUGAUCAUUCAGUGUACCAUCAAACUGGACUUGUCAUUUCUUUUCCCAUGUCAAAAUUUCUAUAACAUUAGAGUAUAAAAUGAUAUGAAUUGUACACUAGCAGUGUUUGCUGUCAGUUCUUUGAUAGAAUAAGAGUUUCCGAGUAUUUGCUUAGUACCACUUAGCCUACUGCUGAAGUGCGGUAUAAAGAACGAAUCGAAGCCAGCCGAAAGUCUUGCUAGAUUACCAGUACCAGGUAGUUGUAUAAUUUAUAUUCUUUUAAACAUUUUAAAAGCUAAGUCACAAUGUGCAUUAAUGAAGAGGACAGUGCUUUAAGAAAAUUAUUAUUGGUUUUCAUAAUUUAAAUAAUAUUAUAUAUAUAUAUAUGUAUACAUAUAUAUGAUUCGGUUAGAUUCUUGUAGACAAAACUGCUGUACUUAAAACAUUCUUCUAGGGUCUCCAAGGUUGUCAUUUGAAUGUAGCAGAAGGAUUUAUUUGUGUUUUGGUCCUAUGAUAAUUUUAUUAAUUUCUUUGUUAAACACGAAAUUGAGCACCCUGAACGAAAAGUAUGCCUGGCGAGUAUUUUUGUCAAUUCUUGCCAUCUGUAUUCUGCAUGUGUAAUACAUAGAUGUUAUACAUUAAUAUACAUUAAUUAUUUUUACUCCCAAACAAUUCUCUGGACAACAGGUGGUGUUGUGAAAGUUGUGUACUAGGGCGUGUUGAUAUAGCUGGCAUUACUCAAUGUUAAAAAAUGUCUUAUCAUAUAAAUUUUCUAAAUAUUUUCCUAAAUAUGUAAUUGUCUGUUCAUAAAUAAAAGGUGAAUAUUAAAUUGUAUGGCAUGGCAGCUUUUCAUUAGGUUUACUUAUUGUCCAUCAUGGUGCCUAAGUUUUGAGCAUUGAGAAUAAACUAAAUGCCCAAGAAUCUUUCAGUAAUCAUACUUAUAAUGUAGUAUUUUUCUCAGUUAUAUUUAUGCACAAAUUUGAACAUAAAUACAGUAGGCCACCUCUAAAUUCUUCACUGUAGAGCGUGUUGAUUACGGUUUUCUCUGUUACAGUCCUCAUUUCUUAUACCAAGGUCAUGUUAGAUUUCUUAGUUGGUUUGCACGGAAUGAGGGUGGUGAAGCAUGCAUGGGAUCUUUAUGAACAUCACUUCUCUAGUUUUCUUCAAACAUUUAUGGGAUCAAGAGUAUGCUGUACAUAAUAGAUGCAAUAAAAUGUCCAUAUUUUGUUUGAAAAUUACAAUAUUGGAAGUUAAUUUGUGUAGGGAAAUUAAAAAUUUGUGAGGCUGGCAUUUGAUCUUUGGCUCAUGCUCUUUAGCAUCAUCUAAAGGUUUCAUCGCUUCCUCUAGCUCUGUUUCUCUUCCACCUCUUCCCCCAAUUUUUAUUCUUUCUGCCCUCAUGUUUUUCCUUCUUACUUCUUUUCCCCUCUGAGGAAGCUUUCUAAAAGUGUAUUAACAUUAUCGUAAUCUGCAACGAGAGGAUUGAGUUAAGCAGUUUAGUAUUCACAAUUCACUAUAUUGUGAGAGUAAAUUUGUUGAAAAUUUAAUUUGAUUAUUUAAAAACAGGAAACCUUGUGUGGGACAAGCACUUGUAACCAAAUGACGUAUUUGUAAGUUUGUCGAGUGUGAUUCUUUUUUCCGUAGCAGUAUUUAUUAACGUAUUCAUUUAAAAUUAGCAUAAAAUUAAAAGUUUGCAAGAUGUUAGAUUAUGGAAGUUGUGGACUCGAUGCCUCAGUUGGUAAUUGAUCAAAAGUUUGAAUUGAUUAAGUCUUCAAAGGACCUAAUCAAUUGUUAUAGUUAUUUUUUUAAAUAGUUUUAAGUGCUAAAACUAUAUUAAUUACCUGUUUAGGUAUUAAUGCAAGAGUGUGUCUUCUAUUCUGGUGUUGGUUGGAGAAAUUAGCUAGAAUGUUUUUUUUCUGUUUUAAGAAAAUGUUUGAUUUUCAACUUGAGCUAUGAAAGUUAUAUAGUUAUUGUAAGCCCUUGCCAGAGUUGAGAAUGCAUGUCUCUGUACAGUGUAGUAAUUUUGUAAAGGAUCAUAUCACAAGACAUUACAAAUAAAUCGGAAUCAAAAGGCCAUUCUCAAGGUGUCAUUCACCAUUGUUCUUAAAUUUACUCUUUGAUACAUGAAUACUACCUUACCUUACCUCGAGGGGAUUUCGGGGCUUAGCGAGCCCAUGGCCCGGUCGUCGACCAGGCCGCCUCGUUGCUGGACUUUAUAAAUCUAAAUACUAAUAAAUAUUUGGAAACUCAAGAUUUAUAACAUACAUAUUUUUUUAGAAACAUAUUUGUUGAUAAUUUGUAAGAAGUGGUUAAAUUCAGUGUAAAUAUUCAUGAUUUUUCUUCUCGUCCAUUCUUUAUAAGUUAACUGUACUGUAUUGGGGCAACAAUUCCUUCAGAAUUUGCCAGGUCUAAGUUUGAUCCUGAGUCAGGUAGGGUGUACCAGGUGUUUACUCAUAAUCUUGCUGAGGCUUUUCUAAAUAAACCAUUUUUGCAUAGGGUUGAACACCUCUACAGGUGUAGAAAAGUUUGGUAAUGGGAGAAACUCAAUUCCACUGUAUUUGGCUCAGAACCAAAAAUUGUUAAAUUGUUUGGUUUUGCUUUGUACAAAUAUUCUUCUAAGUUUGUAUGUUUAUUUAUCGAUACAGUGAUUUUAAAUAUGAAUGUGUUCAUAAUCUAUUCUUUAUUUAUUGUUUUCCAUUGUUUAAACAUAAUUUUUUUUUAUAUAGUACAGAGCUGUGUCAACUAUAUUGGCACAGGUGAAAUGCCCAUGAGAUUGGGCACUUCAGGGAUUGGUUGAUAGACCCAGUUGUUAGGAGAGGCUUUCCAGCAGUUAUCAUGCCUGAACUUACCUGCUGGAAAGUAGGUUAUAAUUAUAUGGCUGCUUUCUGGUGUCAUUAAUUUUAAAAUUAAAUAAUUUGAGUUGAAUGAGAGCUGAGGUUACUAGGUUUAUUUUUUAUGGAGUUAAAUAUUUGCUCCAUUCCAUCAAGUUGGGAUGGACCGAAGGCCAACAGUAAAUGGAAGAACCUUGCAUUCGUACUGUUACUUUACGAGAUACGAGUAUGUUUUUGGUACUUUACAUUAUAACAUAGUAUUUAGAUGGAGUCAAAAUAGAUUCACUGAUAAUACGCAACCAUGGAAAUACAGUAAUUCCAUGAUGUGGAUGUUGUGGACAUGUGGGGAAAGGCCGAGUGCGUUUCUUCUCUCAUCUGAGGCCCUGUUUACCUCGUGGAAAUGGGAAGUAUGGUUCUGAUAAUGAUAAAUGAUGUUAACUUGUAAUGUAAACCAGAGUUUUUUUAUAAUAUCUGAGAAAUGAAGGAUGGAUAAAUACAAGAGAAUUUGUUUCAUAUCAGAAUAAACUGCAUCCUUGUUUUUUUUCAGUUUUCUUUAAUGUUGUAGCAUAUGUGGUUUGUUUAUACAUUUCAUAAUGACAGCUUACAAAUGUUUUAGGGUUAAUCUCGUCCCAUCCUCCAAAAAUGAUAGUGCUUUUAGCAACUGUUGGUUGAAUAUAUAAAUUUGGACCAUUGUAUUAAGAAAGUUCAUGUUUUGUUACAUUGUAAUAUUCAAUUGGAAUAUUAAAUAUGCAAACCUAGGCCUAACUUAGUACAUAUAUGUGCUAUGCUAGGCCUAGAAAAAGUGUAGGCUUGCCUUUUUUUUCUUGUGCCAUAUAUAAAAUUAAUAAUGCAAAAUGUGAAUUUUUUUGUGCAAGAGUCCAUUUUUAUAUGUUGAUAAAUAGUUAUUAUUAGUGUACUAUCUUUUUGGAUGACAGUUGGUUAAUCUUGACUGAAAUAUUCACGUAAGAAUAAUCUCUAUCUCCUUUGCUAGCUUACUCUCGCACUCUCUCUCUCCCUCUCAUUCUUUUUCUAGUUUUUGUGAAUGCGAGUCUUAUCUGGUUCUUAGAUGAUGCCUUCUCUUAUGAUGAGGGAAGCAGGUUUUGAGUCCUAAAGAGAAAUUUUGUAUCAUUUCAGUAUUCAAAUAUAUUAGGUUUUCAGUGCAUUUCUUAUGGAUUUUUUAUUUGUAUGUGUGUGUGUACGUAUGUUGUGUGUGUGUUUCUAUGGAGCAGACAGCAAGUUGUUUUGUACUCUAUUAUUUACUAACGUGAGAUAGGUUCUAACAAUACAUGUUCAGUAUGUGUAUUAACCUUUAAGGUAGAAUGCAAGUGUUGUCCACCUUACUUGAGAGAAAUUUUAUGGGCAAAAUUCUUGUGAUUUAUAUAGUAUAUCUUCAUAUAUCUCUCCUCUCUCUUUCUUCCCCUCCCUGAGUUAGCAACACACACGCAGCAUUAUGAGUCUACCAGCCACCUUUCUCCUGAGGCAUGACGACUAUCAUUCAGUAAUGCCCAGAUUAAAUUCUCUCUCAUCACCAUGUUUACUUUUCACAGCUGUUACAUGGAACAUUUCUUGGAGGCUCUAUUUGGGCCCCAGUGGUAUGUUGUGGCUUGGUACUCUGUUUAUCCUAUGUUUCAAACAUGGCUAUAUUUCUUGUAUCAUUAUUUGCAUGGAUAAUGAUAGUUGUAGUGUUUGUGUAAAUAUUAUGGGUAAGGAUUUUUGUAUUUUUAUAUUUGCUCAUAUUUUGAUUUUUCUUUUCAUACAUUGAGUAUUUCAUCUAAUGAUAAUGAAUUCUUUGUUAUAUGCUUGUUUCUUGAUUUUUUUUUUAAAGCUGGAGAAGUGA
Molecule: messenger RNA, 7338 nt
Organism: Procambarus clarkii (red swamp crayfish)
Lineage: Eukaryota; Metazoa; Arthropoda; Malacostraca; Decapoda; Cambaridae
Product: glutamine and serine-rich protein 1
Cellular component (GO): nucleus
Source: RefSeq, a predicted model, not a curated record